UGCACCUCAAACGUUAAUUGCCACCCGGCAUGAAACCAAAAGACAAACUACAUUACCCCGAACCCUGCCCUCCCGGCGCAUGCGCAGUGUCAUCAUAACGACCACAAGGCGAUCUGUUUUCAGUAGCAACCGACGCUCCGGAAUCAAUACAGCGGUUUCAAAGAUUAUGUCCACUGUACUCGAUGACACAGCCGGGGACGUCCCAGUCAGAGACUUCCCAGUCCAGCUGUCCCCACUGACUGCAGAUGAGUGGCUGCAUCAGAAUGCGCGGGUGCAGCAGGACAUCUCGCGGGUGUCCCGGGAGGAGCUGGAGGACCGGUUCCUGCGCCUCCACGAGGAGACGCUGCUCCUCAAACAGAAAACACACAAACAGGACGACAAGAUCAGGAAGCUGGGCACUAAGUUGAUGCGUCUGCUGAAGGACCGUAGUCGUAUGGAACAGCUGGCAGGAGGUCAGGCAGGAAGUCAGGCAGGAGGUCAGGCGGGGGUCCGGCUGCGUGACGUGGAACUGGAGGAGGUGAUGGAGGAGCUGCAAGAGGAGGUGCGAGGCCUGCAGGCAGAGAACUCUGGGCUGAAGCAGCGCCUCCUGGUGGUCAAGCAGCAGCUCCUCACCUCCAACAGCAGGAGGUCCGCGCCCUACGGCCGAGUCCCGUCACGAGUCAACUCUGGGUUAAAGAAACUGCGGGACGCCUCCCCCCCCCCCACACAGCUGAAGAGAGUCCGGAGGUGGGGGGGGCGGCCUCCUACGGGCCUCCUGCCUCGGUUUGGACAUAGCCUGCUGGAGGAGGCCCGGGCCGAGGUCCGGAACCUGGAGAACGUGAUGGAGCUGCAGCGGUGCCACGUGGAGGAGAUGGAGGUGGAGAAGGAGGAGCUGAGGGAGGAGCUGAGGAGGAGGGAGGAGGAGUAUAAGGAGAAACUUCAACAGCAGACCUCCAAACUCAGGGCUCAGGUGAGCAGCAACGUGGCCAUCAUCAAGCUCCAGAAGCAGCUGCAGGAGAGGAGCAGCAGCGUCUCCGAGCUGGAGGCCCGUUUUAUCCAGCUGCAGGAGGGUCAGAGAACGCUCAGGCUGAGUCACGACGCUGCGCUGCUGAAGGUGGACGAGCUGUCGGCUCAGCUGAAGGACGAGAGGAAGACGAGUCUGGAUCUGGAGAGGAAGCUGCAGAGCAUCACCAUAUCCAGGCUGGAGCUGGAGCAGCUGCAGGAGAGGAUCAGUGAGGUGGAGCAGGAGAGAGACCUGCUGAAGGACAACAACGAGAAACUGUUGAACAGCGCGCUGGAUGUGUCCUGGCAGCAGAGGGUCCAGCUGCAGGAGCAGCAACUGAGGCUGCAGAUCUGUCGGCUGGAGACGGCGCUGCAGGCCGACCUCGUCGAUAAAAACCAAAUCCUGGACCAGAUCCAGACAGAGAGAGAGUCGAGUGAGAAGCUGGUGGAGGAAAACAGGAACCUGCAGAUCCAGUUUCUGGAGCAGAAGCAGCAGCUGGAGGAGAUGAACGAUCGUCUGAAGUUCUACAGCAGGGAGAACCAUUACGACGUGGCUGAACUCACUGAGGCUCUGCUUCUCAUUAAAAAGCAUAAAUCUAAGCAAAGUGGGGAGCUUGGCUUCCUGCAGGAGGAGGAGCUGCAGGAGCUGCAGGAGCUGCAGGAGCUGCGAGCCGCUCACGCUGAGACCAUCCAGGAGCUGCAGAAGACCCGCAGCCUCCUGAGCAUGGAGAGCAGCAUCUGCAGGGACUACAAGGUGGAGCUGCAGGCAGUGCUGCAGAAGAUGGAGGCUGACGGGGGGGGGGGUUGGCAGCAGCUACAGCGACAGGCCGUGCUGCUCGACAGCCGGGCUGCCAGGAUCCAGAAGCUUGAAGCUCAGCUCAGAGACGUGGCCUACAGCAGCAGAGCACCGGUCUGCCUCUCCGCCCCUGAUGAAGCGGAGGAUGAAGAAGAGCUCUUGCAGAGCUGGGAGAACCUGCUGGAGCUGCAGCUGCUGGGAGCCUCCCUGUCGCCUUCCGCCCUGCAGGCUCUGGGAGACCAGGAGCCCUCCACCUUCUGCACCUACGCCUUCUACCUGUCGGAGCUGCACUGCACGCCUGUGGCCUGGGGCCCCCGGCCGCGCUACGGCUUCACCUCCCACUACGUGGUGAGCGUGGAUGCUGGCUUCCUGCAGUACCUGCAGCACGGGGUGGUGAGGGUGGAGCUGCACCAGGCGCUAGGCGUCGACUGGAGGACGCUGGCCGGCGCGAAGCUCCGCCUGCAGCCGUUGCUGGAGGCAGGGGGGACGGUGCAGGGGAGCGUGCCGCUGCUGGGGAGCGUGCCGCUGCUGGGAGGGAGUGAGGAGACCCAGAGAUUUGGCUCUCUGGAGUACAUGCUGAGGCUGAGGGUCCCGAUGAAGGAGACCCUGCGUCUGCACCGAGACCAGCUGCUGCACCCGGGACUGAGCACAGACACCCAGGUGGUCUUGCCGCAAAGGAACGAGCUGUGUAUCACGCUGCAGCGCUGCAUGGACCUGCGAAGCCCCUCCCUGCCCAGCCCUUACGUGGUCUACAAGUUCUACGACUUCCCGGACCAUCCCACGGCCACCGCCCCCUCCUGCUGCAGCCCCCGCCUGGAGGACCGGAGGGCCUUCCCCGUGCUGAUGGAUGCCGCGCUGCACCACUACCUGCAGAGCGAGGCGCUGCAGCUCUACGUGUUCGACUACAAGCAGCAGCGCAUGGACACCUACCUGGGGAAGACCCAGGUCCCUCUGCUGCCUCUGGCCCGGGACCAGGGGGUCUCCGGGCGGUUUGAGCUGAGAGACCCCUCCGGUCUCCCCUCCGGACACAUCGAGUUGACGCUGCAGUGGAGGUCCUCCUACCGUCCUCCACCUGAGAGCCGACCUGCAGAGGAGGAGGACGACGAGGAGGAGGAGGAGGAGGACGAGGAGGAGGAAGUCGGAGACGUAGACAAGGCUCUGCAAGAGAAGGAGAAACUCCCUCACCCCUCCCCUCUCUCCCUCCCCCAGGUCUCUGCGUCUAAGGCCCUGCUGCCCAAACUCAGGCAGAGGACACGAUUAAAGGACGGACCACCAGCCAAGAAGGUCUCCUUCAUAGAUCCCUCUGAUGUAGAACAGGGUUUGUCAGCAGUGACUCCACCUGCAGAGGAAGAGGAGGAGUCUUAUGUGUCGGAGGGUCAGCUGGUGCCGGUCAGCUCUCAGUCUCUCUCCUCUGACUCGGAGAUGUCGGAGGAGAUCCUGCAGGAUGCUGCUCCUGCAGAGGAGUCGUCCAGUGAUGACUGCAUAGUGGGGGGGCGCAGCGUGGGGAGGAAGGUCUCUGAGCGUCUGAGGGUGGAGGUGGUCUCUCUGAGUCUGUCUCCGGGGUCCCGGGUGUCUCUGGACCAUAGCCUGCAGCGCCUCUUUGUGGAGUUCUGUCUGCUGGACCUCCCCACCGAGGAGACCCCGCUGUCCCUCCCCAAGCCCCCCCCAGGCAGCAGCAUCAACUUCAACUACAGCAAAGUGGUCCCGGUGGACGCGCAACAGCAUGGGUCACGGCGCCGCCUUCUGAGGGGGGUCCUGCAGGGAAGACUCCCCCACAUGGAGAGGAUCCGGUUCACGGUGGUGAGCGAGCCCCCGGUGGAGGAGGAGCAGGAGAGAGAGUGUGAGGAGGUCGGGGUCGCCUUCAUCCGCAUCCCCGAAAUAAUUGAGACACACACCGAGCUGCUGGAGAGGAGGCUGCAGGUGCUGAACAUGGAGAGGGAGGAGGUGGGCACACUGACGGUUUCUGUGGAAGGACUGGAGGGUCUGCAAGCCAUCAUGGAGGAGGAGGAAGAAGUAGAGGAGCAGUGAAGAAGAGGAGGAGCAGCUCCUCCUUGCUCCUCCAUCCUGAGGCACAGAGCAGUCUCUGUGGAUCCUGCAGGUUUUCCUACAGACAGUUUGUUCGACGGUCAAUAAAAGCAUGUAAAGCUG
Messenger RNA from Eleginops maclovinus (Patagonian blennie), 3925 nucleotides. It is a transcript of the gene rpgrip1l, whose product is annotated as RPGRIP1 like. Lineage: Eukaryota; Metazoa; Chordata; Actinopteri; Perciformes; Eleginopidae. Gene Ontology annotation, cellular component: photoreceptor connecting cilium. Gene Ontology annotation, biological process: retinal rod cell development; non-motile cilium assembly. The record is from RefSeq and is a predicted model, not a curated record.